ACGUUGCUUAUUAUUAUCAUCUUACCUACCACUUUUCUCGGGACUGACAAUGCAGUUUCAAAAAUGUGGACGAGCAGAAGAGCUGUCCUGAACAAGAAGAUCUUCGUCACUGUUCUGGUCAUCCUCAUUCUGGUCAAUACUUAUCAUUUAUGGCUCGGAAAGCGGUAUUUCAGCCAUAUUGCUCGGGCGGCAUUCCACGAUCACCAGACGCAGUUCCGGAAUCAAUUUUAUCUCUUGCUCGAUAAAUAUGCGCCCCGAUGUCCGCCUCUGGAAUUGAUUAAGUCGGCAGGGUGGCCGAGAUACGACGCCGUGUUUGAAAUCGAUCGGGAGAAUCAUAUCGAUAAGGCCGAUGAGAUCUUACAGCCCAUGCAGACGGCGCAUGAUGGCUUUGUCCAGGCAACCCGGAAGCUCUAUGUUCCUUAUAUGGUUCUGACAGAAGGCAUCGUGUCGUCUGCAGGGGGUAAAUAUAUGCCGACCUUUAUAGUGACCCUGCGUUUGCUUCGACGAACUGGGUGCACAUUGCCGGUAGAGCUCUUUGUCAAAGAUUCGACUGAAUACGAGUCGCACAUCUGUGAGAAGACUCUCCCGGAACUCAAUGCGAGAUGUGUAGUGCUCUCAGAGGUGAUGGGCCUAGAAAACCCAAAAGGCACUCAUAAUACAGAUGGGGUAAAAAUCGAGCACUACCAACUCAAAUCCUUCGCGGUCCUCUUCUCAUCAUUCGAAAAGGUCAUCUGGCUAGACGCCGACUGCAUCCCUAUCCAUGACCCUGCGACCCUUUUGACCACCGACCCAUUCAAAUCUACGGGCCUAGUCACCUGGCCUGAUUACUGGGCCAGCACCAUCUCCCCACUAUAUUUCAUCAUCUCUCACCAACCCGAGUUUGCCACCACAGACCGCGCAACAACUGAAGCAGGCGUGUUCCUGGUCUCCAAGAAAGCCCAUUCCCGCACCCUCCUUCUAGCAGCCUACUACAACUACUACGGCCCAUCGCACUACUACCACCUCCUUGACCAGGGCGCCCCGGGAGAAGGCGAUAAGGACACGUUCAUACAGGCUGCCGCCGCCGUGGGCGAGAAAUUCUACACGGUCAGCGAGAAAGUUGCGGAUCUGGGUCAUCAGCGCUAUGAAGGGAAUGACCAUGACAUUAUCCAUGUAGCGAUGCUGCAGGCCGAUCCGGGGGAGGACUACAAGCUUACCCAGCAAGGGAAAUGGCGGGUAGAGGAUACAUCUGUGGCUGCUGCCCCUCGGGCAUUCUUCAUCCAUGCGAAUAUGGUCAAGUUUAACCCCGGGGAAAAACUGUUGGAAGAGAGCUCGAAUGAGUUUGAUGAUGGGCGGAGGAGGAUGUGGACCGCUCCACAGACAUCAGUUCGGCGGCUUGGAUAUGAUGUUGAAAGGGCGGCUUGGGAGGAGGUCAUGACAGUGAGCUGUACUUUAGCGGGUGCUUUUGAGACUUGGGAGGCUGGGGAUGGGUUGUGUGAAGAUGUUCAGAAGCAUUGGGAUGCUGUUUUUGAUAAUCCGGAUGCUGACGGGCUUAAUUUUACGCAACAUUGAUUGUUGACGCUUUGUAUAUAGAUUCGUGCAUACUGAUCUUGGCAUGAUGUGUAAUGCUCUGAAUGCUCGUACUAACUGUUUUCCAAGAGCUUUAAGUAACGAUCAAUUCCAUAUCCCCA
Aspergillus glaucus CBS 516.65 is the source of this 1670-nucleotide messenger RNA. Its product is annotated as alpha-mannosyltransferase. Gene Ontology annotation, biological process: mannan biosynthetic process. The transcript has a single exon. The record is from RefSeq and is a predicted model, not a curated record. NCBI's taxonomy places the organism in Eukaryota, Fungi, Ascomycota, Eurotiomycetes, Eurotiales, Aspergillaceae. Gene Ontology annotation, cellular component: Golgi apparatus. Bases 64 to 1551 code for a protein of 495 amino acids. Gene Ontology annotation, molecular function: alpha-1,2-mannosyltransferase activity.